Molecule: messenger RNA, 1284 nt
Organism: Nicotiana tabacum (common tobacco)
Lineage: Eukaryota; Viridiplantae; Streptophyta; Magnoliopsida; Solanales; Solanaceae
Product: alkaline ceramidase
Biological process (GO): ceramide metabolic process; response to salt stress; defense response to other organism
Cellular component (GO): membrane
Molecular function (GO): hydrolase activity, acting on carbon-nitrogen (but not peptide) bonds, in linear amides
Source: RefSeq, a predicted model, not a curated record
UGCAAAAUCAUUUCUUAUUCUAUUUUUUGUUUGCUUUUUCUUUUUCCUUAUUAACCCUAGCAAAGAAGAAAAAAGCAAGAGAGAAGAGAAAGAGAGAGAGAUCCCUGUGUGUGUUUAUAUGCACACACAUAUAUUUAUUAGAGGAAGCAAAUCUGUGGAAGAUUAAUAGGAUAUUUUUGGGUGUGGAAUUUGGAUCUGAUUUUGAAAGACAUUUUGCAGGAUGGCAGAUGGUAUAUUCUUUUGGGGUCCUGUAACAUCUAAAGAGUGGUGUGAGCCAAAUUAUGUGCAGUCAUCUUAUAUUGCAGAAUUCUUUAACACUAUUUCAAAUAUCCCAUGCAUUAUCUUGGCUCUCAUUGGUCUUGUGAACGCCCUCAGACAACGGUUUGAGAAAAGGUUCAGUGUCCUCCAUAUAUCAAACAUAAUACUUGCCAUAGGGAGCAUGACAUAUCAUGCCACAUUGCGGCAGAUGCAACAGCAAGGUGAUGAGACACCAAUGGUCUGGGAGAUGCUGCUGUAUAUUUACAUCCUCUAUUCACCAGAUUGGCAUUAUCGGAGUACAAUGCCAACCUUUUUGUUCCUUUAUGGUGCACUCUUUGCCAUUGUGCAUUCACAGAUUCGCUUUGGCAUUGGUUUCAAAGUACAUUAUGCGCUACUGUGCCUUCUUUGCGCUCCUCGGGCAUACAAGUAUUACAUUCAUACAGAGGACUCGUUGGCAAAGCGGCUCGCAAAGUUAUAUGUGGCUACGUUAUUGAUCGGAGCUGCUUGCUGGCUAUGUGAUCGAUUAUUCUGCAAGCAAAUUCAGGGCUGGUACUUUAAUCCACAGGGUCAUGCAGUGUGGCACGUGUUAAUGGGUUUCAACUCGUACUUUGCAAAUGCAUUCUUGAUGUAUUGUCGUGCUCAGCAACGUGAAUGGAAUCCCAAAAUCAAGCACUUGUUCGGAUUCUUUCCAUACGUGAAGAUCCAGAAACCAAAAACCCAGUAGCAGAGGUUACUUCUCUGUUGAGCCGAGCCUAUAAUACGAAACAUGUGCAGGAAAUGGCACAGAUGAGCAAAAGCAAGCACUUGCAAUUUUUUCCUCUUUUCCCAUUUUGCAGAAUGUAAUGUAAAUGAAUGUCUGGAAUAGUUUUGACUUGACCGAAUAGUGGUUAAUUUUUGACUCUGUAAAAUUAGUGGUUUCCCAGUGUACCAUAUAUUACACUCCCACAGAAGAUAACAUGGGAUAACUAGUUGAUUCUUUUUUUUUUCUUUUUGUUUCUGAUAAUUUUUCUUUUACUUUCUUGAAUA